Molecule: messenger RNA, 879 nt
Organism: Daldinia childiae
Lineage: Eukaryota; Fungi; Ascomycota; Sordariomycetes; Xylariales; Hypoxylaceae
Product: putative vesicular-fusion protein sec17 like protein
Exons: 3
Coding region: 1-879 (292 amino acids)
Biological process (GO): SNARE complex disassembly; intracellular protein transport
Cellular component (GO): vacuolar membrane; SNARE complex
Molecular function (GO): soluble NSF attachment protein activity; syntaxin binding
Source: RefSeq, a predicted model, not a curated record
AUGGCUGGAGAUCCUCGUGCGCUACUCCAGAAGGCAGACAAGGCACUUUCCGGCGCCUCCGGUGGCUUCAGCUUCUUCGGUGGCCGAGAAGAAAAAUACCAAAAUGCGGCGGACCUAUAUGUCGAGGCGGCGAAUGCCUUUAGGAUCCAAAAGAUGAACCGAGAGGCCGGUCAGGCUUUCGAGAAGGCGGCUACGGUCCAGAGCAAGCAUCUAAACGAACCCGACGAUGCUGCAAAUACGCUUGUCGAUGCUUUCAAGGUGUACCGGAAAGAGAACCCGGAAGAUGCCGUGCGAUGUCUCGAGGUUGCCGUCGGCCAGUACUGCAAGAAGGGGAAUUUUAGGCGGGCGGCACAGCACAAGGAGAACAUGGGUGAGGUUUUCGAGGUAGAGAUAGGUGAUACCAAGCGUGCGCUCGAGGCAUACGAGACUGCUGCUGGGUGGUAUGAAGGAGAUAAUGCUGCAGCCCUUGCGAACAAGUUAUGGCUCAAAGUUGCAGAUAUUGCUGCCCUCGAAGGCGACUACUAUAAGUCGAUCGAGCAGUACGAGAAGGUCGCAGGGGCCUCUAUUAACAACAACUUGAUGCGCUAUUCGGUCAAGGAUUACUUCCUCAAGGCGGGUAUCUGCCAUCUAGCGACAGGUGAUAUGGUCGCUGCGAAUCGCGCACUUGAGAAGUAUCGAGAUCAAGACCCGACAUUCCCAAGCACCCGAGAGCACCAGCUACUGGUAGAUCUGGCUGCUGCCAUUGAAGCAGGUGAUCAGGACCAGUUUACAGACAAGCUAUUCCAAUACGACCAACUAAGCAAGCUUGACAAGUGGAAGACUACGAUUCUUGUACGAGUUAAGAACACCAUCGAAGAGGCCGGUGAGGACUUUUCUUAG